This is a messenger RNA of Dioscorea cayenensis subsp. rotundata (Guinea yam), 1399 nucleotides long. RefSeq names its product probable E3 ubiquitin-protein ligase LUL4. The transcript has 3 exons. Gene Ontology annotation, molecular function: ubiquitin protein ligase activity. The coding region runs from base 33 to 1157 and encodes 374 amino acids. The record is from RefSeq and is a predicted model, not a curated record. Lineage: Eukaryota; Viridiplantae; Streptophyta; Magnoliopsida; Dioscoreales; Dioscoreaceae. Gene Ontology annotation, biological process: protein ubiquitination.
UUCAACUUCUUCUUCUUCUUCGCUGGAACCCAAUGGGUCAAUCCUCAAGCAAUCGAAGAAGAACAGGGUAUUACCACCAAAACCCGCCCUCCGUCUUCUCUCCAUCCUCCCACCCUCCUCUUCCUCCUCCCCCUCCUGCUACUCCUCCUCCGCCUCCUCCUCCUCCUCCUCCUCCUCCUGCUCCUGCUCCUGCUUCCUAUCCCUACUGCGCUCCGCAGCCGGCAUCCAGCUAUGGCCCCCCGAUCCGAUACUACAACCCCUUCAUCGGCCGAUCUGGCUACCCGGCGUACCUUCCGGGCGCCCAAGGCACCAGCUGGUGGCCUUCUGGGUCUGCUUCGGGUCCUUCAUCGCCUUGGAUCAUGCCCCCUCCUCAGCCGCCUCCGCCCCCUUAUGUGGAGCACCAGAAGGCCAAGACCAUCAAGAAUGAUGUCAAUCUCCACAAGGACACGAUCCAGCUUGAGCCGGAUGUGCACAGCCCCGAUCACCAGCUUGUCUCGUUUACCUAUGAUUCCUUGGUCGAUGGAAGUGUCACCAUCUUUUACUUUGCCAAGGAAGGUGCUGAUUGCACUUUCUCCCCAAUAUAUCCUGAUAUCUACAUGCCUGUAAAUGUACCUUUCCAAAAGGCUGUACAUCAGAAAUUCUGUCAGCCUUCAGGAUCUGGAAUUGAUUUAGGGUUCUUCGAAUCUGAUGAUCUCUCAAAGCCUUCAUCUGACGAUGUGUUCCCAUUGGUUAUCUAUGCUGAGGCUUCCCCACAACCUCCUCCUGAAGAAACCAGCCAUUCUAAACCUGCUUCACGUGCACAGAUUACUCUUGCCGUCAUUGAAAGGAAAGCUGAUGGGGCCUUUCUAGUGAAGGUGGUAAAGCAAAUUUUGUGGAUUGAUGGUCAGCGUUAUGAACUACAAGAGAUUUUUGGCAUAGGAAGUUCAGUUGAGACUGGAAUUGAUGGUAAUGAUGAUGAGAAUGAUGAUGAUAUUGGGAAGGAAUGCGUAAUUUGCUUGUCUGAGCCAAGGGACACUGCGGUGCUGCCUUGCAGGCAUAUGUGUAUGUGCAGUGAAUGUGCAAAAGCAUUGAGGUUGCAAUCAAACAAGUGUCCAAUAUGCCGCCAACCAGUUGAGAAACUAAUGGAGAUUAAGGUGAAGAGGACGUUUGAACAAUGAUACAAAUUGGGCAGCUUCUUUUGUAUCUUUUGCAGUUACCUGUGCAUAUAAAUACUUGUCUUUUAAAAAAAAAAAAGUUGGGUUCUUGCUAGAUUGCUGUAUAUUUAUAAUAUAAAGGCAUUUUAAAGAGUUCAAAAUCAUCUUGUGAGAUGACUCAAUGUUUUUGCCUCCGUUGAGGGCAAUAACUAUUGUUCAUAAAGAUUUAUAUUCUUUGGUUGUUUAUCAUCAGUCCUUGCUUUUCA